Odobenus rosmarus divergens (Pacific walrus) is the source of this 873-nucleotide messenger RNA. RefSeq names its product phosphatidylinositol N-acetylglucosaminyltransferase subunit Y-like. NCBI's taxonomy places the organism in Eukaryota, Metazoa, Chordata, Mammalia, Carnivora, Odobenidae. The record is from RefSeq and is a predicted model, not a curated record. Bases 519 to 734 code for a protein of 71 amino acids. The transcript has a single exon.
CGGGGGCUGGGUCUGGCAGGCUGUGGGGCUGACUGCGCGGCGAUCGGCUGAAGCGGCCCGGUUGCGGCCUGCUGGACCAUGCUGAGCGGAGCGUGCGGCUGGCUCGCCUCAGCGCUGCGGGGCCCACGCGUGCCGCCGUUCGCGGUCGCCCGUAGGUGCCUUCACGCGUCGGGGUCACAGCGGUCCACGGACAAGAGCGAGAGGCCCGGAGACCCGCCCCGCGCCUUCGACCCGGCGCUGCUCGAGUUCCUGGUGUGCCCCCUCUCUAAGAAGCCGCUCAGAUAUGAAGCAUCGACAAAUGAAUUGAUUAAUGAAGAGUUGGGAAUAGCCUAUCCAAUUAUUGAUGGGAUCCCUAAUAUGAUACCGCAGGCAGCUAGGAUGACACGUCAAAAUAAGAAGCAAGAAGAAAUGGAGCGGCACUAGAUCAUAUUUAAAAACAGCAACACACACAACUAAACUUUCUUAAUACCACUUCCUUUUUAAAAGUCAGAGUGGCAGGUAAUAAGUGGGGGAGAAGAAUGUUUCUGUCUCUUCCAACGUUGACUGUCCUUAUUCCAUUGGUCUCUUUAGCAGGACUGUUCUACUCAGCCUCCGUGGAAGAAAACUUCCCACAGGGCUGCACUAACACAACCAGCCUAUGCUUUUAUAGUCUGCUCCUGCCCAUUACCAUACCAGUUUAUGUGUUCUUCCACCUUUGGACUUGGAUGGGUAUUAAACUCUUCAGGCAUAAUUAAUACAACCAGAGCCAAGAGGACAUAUAUGUCAUGUCUAUCUCUGAAAGCUCAACUACAUGGGAAUACUGGAAACCCACUUAAAUUGCAGGAAGUUGCUUUGCCUUGCUUCUCUCAGAGGUUUAGGACUAUGGGAGGCCUA